AUGUCGUUCCCCACCUCCACCGUGGCGUGGUCUCAGUAUCCCAUGCAACCGCCCGCGUACACCUCAGUCCCCGCCCGCACAACUCUGCCCAGGCCCGCGCCUCCUCCGCCAGCGACGCCCGCCCCGGCGACGCCGCAAAAGGUCGAGUGGUCGCCCGCCGUCCGCGCCUACGUCUCCCGAGCGUUCGAUGCAGAAAAUGCCAUCGCCGGUAUCUCGCAAGCGGAGAUGACGGAAAAGCUUAGGGCCAUCAUCAGCUCCUUCGCGGAGCGAGACGCUCUCGACGCUGUCGACUGGCCGAAUCAUCCCCUGCCGCAGGAGAUCCUCCGCGCCGAGCGAGCUGCCGCAAAGUCUCUGCACCCUCAAGUCUACCAACACAGCGCACUCAUGACUUCUCCCAACGAGCUCGCUAACCCUCCCUUUGACACCCCUCAAUCCAAGAAGCGCAAAUCGCAGGACAAGGACGAGCUGCAGGCGCGCCCUGCAGAGGCAUCGAUCCCGCCCUGGCGAAGGACUAACCUAGAAGACCGCAUCACCUACUCUAAUGCACACAACGACAAGCGACACAAGAAGAACGCUCUCUUUGGCGACACCGCAAGUAAGUUAGACCAGGCCGACCUGGAGAAGCGCAAACAGCGCUUCCAACUCCCAAAAUCCGGCAACAAGUCAACACCGCCCUGGAGCUCGCCGCGACACGACUCUGACUCAGACAUGUCUACCGCCCCCGUCAUUGGAACGAAUCAGAGCCUCGAAAAGAGCUACUUCCGCCUGACAGCCCCGCCCAAGGCAGAGACCGUGCGCCCUCUGCACGUGCUUGAGAAGUCUCUUGCUAUGCUCACGAAGAAGUGGAAGGCUGAGAAGAACUACAACUACAUCUGCAAUCAGUUCAAGUCCCUCCGUCAAGAUCUUACUGUCCAGCACAUCAAGAAUGCCUUCACUGUGAAGGUCUACGAGAUUCACGCCCGCGUCGCGCUGGAGAAGGGGGACUUGGGUGAGUAUAACCAGUGCCAGACACAGCUGAAGGCGCUGUAUUCGCAAAAGUUGGGAGGUAAUCCGGCCGAGUUCACCGCGUAUCGCAUUCUCUAUUUCGUGUAUACGUGCAACAAGACCGACAUGAACGAUCUGUUGGCAGAAUUAACCCCAGCAGACAAAACCCACCCGUGGAUAAAGCAUGCCCUUAACGUCCGUUCCGCGCUGGCUCUCGGCAACUACCACAAGUUCUUCAGGCUGUACCUAGACGCUCAGAACAUGGGCGGCUACUUGAUGGACAUGUUCAUCGAGCGCGAGCGACUGCAUGCUCUCGCUAACAUCUCUAGAGCAUAUACCAAUGUUGCGCAGCGCUUCCUUACGGACGAGCUCGGCUUCGAGAACGACGAUGCCUGCCGUGAAUUCCUCGAUUCCCAUGGUGCGCAGCACAUUAUCGAUGAGAAGGUGGACGAGCAGGGCGCACGGCAAUUUCGUGUAAAAGUAAGAGAGGGCGCCGCCGUGUUUGAGAGCCUCCGCGCCGCCGCCUUCAGCAAAGUAGACAUCAAAGGCCAGAUAUGA
This is a messenger RNA of Trematosphaeria pertusa, 1542 nucleotides long. RefSeq lists its product as uncharacterized. Lineage: Eukaryota; Fungi; Ascomycota; Dothideomycetes; Pleosporales; Trematosphaeriaceae. The transcript has 3 exons. The coding region runs from base 1 to 1542 and encodes 513 amino acids. The record is from RefSeq and is a predicted model, not a curated record. Gene Ontology annotation, cellular component: nucleus.